GAACGCCAUGCAGGCGCUCUGUCGCAGCUUCCUCCACCAAAUGGCCCCUCGCACGGCCGGGGGCCCCCUCAGAAGGACCAGCAUCCGCAGGCAGCUCAUUACCGAGAUUAAAGUCCCCCCAGGAACCCGGAUCAGGGUGAACAACAACAAGCACCAGCUCUGGCCCAGCCCCCCCGAGCUACUCCAGCACCGCUGCCAGGCCCUGCUGCACCACCAGCUCAGCUACGACCUGCUCCACCUCAACAGCGAGCACUUUGUCACCUUCGUCCGCUACGGACGCGCCGUCUGCACCCAGACUCUGUACAAGACCAAGGACACAGAGGAUGAGGUGGCGACCCAAACGUUUCAAAGGAUGAUCCCUGAGAUGAUCCCCACAGAAUCUGAGCUGUAAAGACCAAAGGAGUCCAACCAGUGUCUUGCUUACACAAUCUUAAUUACUGUGAUUUAAUUUCGGAAAUAAACAAUCUGUAGUACAACAUUGCCCGACAAACAAAAUAUUUCUUUCAAUAAAAACAUAGGUGA
This is a messenger RNA of Gadus macrocephalus (Pacific cod), 522 nucleotides long. RefSeq names its product phospholipase A and acyltransferase 1-like. Gene Ontology annotation, molecular function: glycerophospholipid phospholipase A1 activity; A2-type glycerophospholipase activity. The coding region runs from base 8 to 391 and encodes 127 amino acids. Lineage: Eukaryota; Metazoa; Chordata; Actinopteri; Gadiformes; Gadidae. The transcript is spliced from 2 exons. Gene Ontology annotation, cellular component: cytoplasm. Gene Ontology annotation, biological process: N-acylphosphatidylethanolamine metabolic process. The record is from RefSeq and is a predicted model, not a curated record.